GUCACAUGACUGCGCCAACUUACAACAGCAAUUGCAGCAGUUCCAGUUUCUGUCAUUAAAUGAACCCUGUGUGGUCAUUAGGCACAACGACAUGAUUGCCAUUUGUGACCUGCUGGCUUCCUUGUUCACUUUGCUUAUCAGAAGCUGGAAGUGAAGAUCACAAAUGGCAGCCACGUGAUUAAGAGACACUGUGACUGUCGUAAUUGCAAGCCGGUUUCCAAGAGCCCAGAUCAUGAUUGCAUGAUUCUGGGGAUGCUGUGACAGCCGCAAUUAUGAGGACCGGUUGCAGGUCUACUUGUUCAGUGCUGCCAUAACUCUGACCUGUUGCUGAACAUGUGGUUGUUAAAUGAGGACUAUCUGUACUGCCCAAGGGGCAGCCCUGAUAAGGAAGCUACAACAUAGUAAGAACCCCCAACAUUCCAUCUUCAAUCAGCCUGAUGACCUCAGCAUUCCAUCUCCUUAACAAUGGACUUCCCCAGUUCUGCUGCCACUCUUGAAAGGGCCAUUUUGCCUAACGAUAGAAAUAACUCCAGGUGCACAGACAAGGACCUACCUAGCUUCCCCCAAACUGGCCAGCAAAUCAGAUCCCUAGGAUUUCUCACCUUGUAGCCUUCAAACAUCUUUGCUUUCUCAUUUUUCAAGGUUUCUCAUUUUUGUAAAGUGGGCACCCAAUGAUGGUUGCAAUAAAUAUGGUUCUUUCUCCUCAGUGUUGUGUUCUGAACUUCUGAAUUUUCCACAACAGCUAAUACCCAGGUUGCUUUUGUGCUUCACAGAUGUAGCCUAUUAAUCAUUCUUCCAUCUUGAAAAUAUUUUUCUUAGAUGCUCACUUUUAUGAGAAAUUAAGACAUGCCAAGGAGUCAUUUACUGCACUUAGUUGAAAAGAUCUUUCUGAAUUUAAGACCCCACCCCCAAAAGGAAAAGUAGUCAGAGGAAAAAGUGACUAAAGUUCUGAGCAUUGCUCAGCCACAGCUGACCUUCAGGCAAAUCUUCAUAUAUAUAUUCCUGAUUUUCAGGAGGGGUGUUUGCAGUUGUUUGCACCACUGACCCACUCGUUUCCAACUGCUAUUUCCAUUCUUAUUAGCAAAUGUUAAAAUUCUGCCUCACUCCACCCCCACUGCCCACCAAUUCAGAGGUAAUUGUUUGGGGUAUAAAAUUUUGCCUUCCUAUCAGGGUAAGUAAUGUUGUUUGUUCCAAAUAACCUUUUUUUCAGGUGCACUUCAUUUUUCCCAUUAUUUAGCCACAAGACAUGUGAAUGCAUUAUUCAGUUUUUGUUUCAGUAUUAUUGAAUAAUACAAGCAGUAAAAUCCAUUGUGAGAUCAUCACUAUCCCUGGGCAUCAUUAGAACUUUCUGUGCAGUUCAAUUUUGCCAGGAAAUCCAUGAUGUAUCGCAUUGUAAAUCCACUUUUAAAACACAUUAUCCACAGGAGUUCCCAUGAUGCUACAUCAAGAAAACUAUGUCUACAAUAUUUGAAAAAUUUAAGAACUCUGCACCUUAAUGACUACAAGACUAUAUUUUUAGGUGAAACUGAUCUUUCUGAAAGUCUCAUAACAGGAGACAAGUUUCCUUAUGAAGAUAAUCUCAACUGGCCUGUAUGGACAGUUGUACAUGCUGGCAACAGCCAAGGAUGGGUACCAUGGAGAUACAGAGUAUUUCUGAGGGAUGACUUACCCUUAGGGCAACAGGAAGACAUGUUUCAGGAAUUCUGUGACUUUCUCUCUAUUACUUAUGGGAAGUGUGCCAUUGUGGUCAAAGAGAAAAAACGAUCAAGGAUGAAGACUGAAGCAUCUAACCAGGAAGUGGACAUAACCGAUCCUCAGGCCUUUUCUCACCCCUAUUUGUUGAACAUCAAACGCUGCCCUGAAAUUGCCAAGACUACAGGACAUGAACUUCUCUCAGUGCCUUUUGAUUACAACUACCUGCAUCCUAUGGAUGCUAUCUGGUCAUCCUUGAAAUGGUUUAUCAUCAAUAACAGAAAGGAAUUUUCUCUGACAUCCUUGGAGAGGAGCUAUUCAUACCAGUGCAUCCUCUUCAGUGACUUGAUUGGGAAAGGAAUAGAGAAGACAAGCCCAAACAAAUGGAAAGUGGCCGUUAACAAAGUGCGGAGAUGGGAAAACUACUACUUAGAUAAGUUUUCCUGACUCUCUCCAGUCAUUUGUCAAGUGAUUUUUGGUUGAAAAUAGGCUAAUUCAUAGACUAAAUGUGCACUUUCACUUUCUAGUCUAUAAUAUUAAGUCAAUGGUGAUAAUAAAAAAUAUUUUUAAGGUGACUUUUAGUGCUAUGGUACUAGUUUCGCAUGCUAUUUAAGUAGAUUAAUUUAAUUUUGUUGCGAUAUGGACAAGCAGCUAUCUGCAGACAUGUAGAUACUUUGAAGAUAGAAGGAGAAAAAGAAAAAUAAGGAAACUUGGAGAAAUUAAGAAAAGCAAGGAUGUAAAUACCCCAACUUCAUGUAGACGUACAUUAUAACUGGAUCAUACUGAUUCUCAUAUUGACUAAGGUAUUAGAACAAAUUAUAAGAGAAAACACUGAUGGGCUCCAAUAGAGGUAUUUCCUUCUGUUCUAGAAUAUUUUCACAUUUUCAUCCAUGCCAGCCUCAGAAUAGGCAGGGAAUAGUCUGAGCCAAUCAGAAGAUAGUGGUGGUCAGCCCAGUAAAUAGCAGGGUGGGGGGAGAAGUAUGGCUAAAUCUUUGUUUUUGUUUUACAAUGGCACUUGUCUGAAAUCUUUUUCUCUAAAUCUAAUUACCAACCAGAAUUCCUGGCCCUUGGCU
Python bivittatus (Burmese python) is the source of this 2765-nucleotide messenger RNA. RefSeq names its product chromosome unknown C21orf140 homolog (gene CUNH21orf140). NCBI's taxonomy places the organism in Eukaryota, Metazoa, Chordata, Lepidosauria, Squamata, Pythonidae. The record is from RefSeq and is a predicted model, not a curated record.